Molecule: messenger RNA, 741 nt
Organism: Ostertagia ostertagi
Lineage: Eukaryota; Metazoa; Nematoda; Chromadorea; Rhabditida; Trichostrongylidae
Source: the annotation of a GenBank genome assembly
AUGGGACCGAAGAAAGAGUUGAAGAAGUACGAGCUAAACGAUAAAGUUAUGUGUAAACAUGGGCUGUUCUACUACGAAGCGAAAAUAACUGAAAUCACUGAGCAAGAUGGAGAACCGCUAUAUGUUGUCCAUUAUCAGGGUUGGCACAAGAGAUACGAUGAGAGAAUAACGCAGAGUGAGACAUCGGACAAGUUUCUGCCUUUCACACCUGAAAACGUAGCCAAAUGUAAAAAAGAAAUUCAAGAGGCUCAGUCAUCCAAAGUUAAAAGAAGAAAAACCAAGGACGGUAAUGACGACGAUUAUGUGGCCCUAUGUGAUAACGCAGCGUUGCGCAAGUCCCAGAUCAAUCUUCCUCGCAAAUUCUGGUUGGGCUGGCACUGGUACCAGCUUCUUUACAAAUUCGAACGUCCUCAGUACGCAGCUGAAAUAGAAAAAGCCGUGGGAUCAAGUGAUUCUGUAAACAGGAAGAGGAAGUCACAAUCAUCACCUGAUGAUGUUGGAAAUGCUCUGAUUCCAUCAAAACUCUACGGUCUUCCCCAUCUGCUUCGGCUAAUUGUAAGACUGACAACUCUUCUCCGCGAUGUGCCGUGGAACGACACUAUUUUCCGGGAUAUCAUAAAGUGUACGCAACAUCUCAUCGGAUUCUUGGAAAGAAACUACCAGAAGUACUACAGCAUUGAAAAUGACUACGAGAAUACCACACCGGAAUAUCAGAAAACAGCAUGGGCAUCAACAUCGUGA